AUGUGGCUCUCCCAGGGCCUCCUCCUGCUGGCGCUCUACACCGCGCCCAGCAUCGCCGCCUCGAUUCUCCCAACAGCCGCUUCGUCCACCUUCCCGUCGUGCGGCCUGACCUGCUCCACCUUGACAGGUGCCCAGACAAGCUGCGAGAGCAAUACGGACCAGUCCACCUGGGUCUCCUGUUUCUGCGCGUCGGCCUUGCUGACGGGCCUCAAAUCCUCCGGUGCCGUCUGUAACACUUGCAGCAGCUCCGACCAGCAGCUCCUCUCGACCUGGUACAAUGACUACUGUAACUCGGGGGGCAAAGUCGACGAUGGGAGCAACGGCGGCGCCGCCGCUGCCGCUCCCACUGUCACCACCUCGUCCGGGGCAACCGCGACUUCUUCGGCUGCUGCCGCAGCUUCGCCGUCGAGCCAGGCCACACCAUCCUGGUGGAGCACCCACUAUCGCUGGGUGAUCAUGGUGAUCGUUCUGAUCAUCGGGUUCAGCGCCCUAGCCGUCGGCGGCGUCUUCCUCAAGCGUCGGUACGACGCCAAACGUCCCAAUCUAUACCACGGCGGCAACAAUAACAGCAGCAUGCUCUACGAUCGCAACUCGGGCGUGCUCAGCCCCGCGCCCGGCUCGAUCGGCCCUGGCGGGAGUCCCUGGAGCGCAUCCCCGGCCCCCGGACAGUCGCGCGGUGGCUCGCGCGCCGACGUACCCAUGGGCGCCCCCAGUCCAAAUGGUCGUUCGCGUCUGCAGAAGAUGUCCAUGUCCGACGAUGUGGAGAUCCGUGAGGUUCGGCGGUGA
Molecule: messenger RNA, 786 nt
Organism: Penicillium lagena
Lineage: Eukaryota; Fungi; Ascomycota; Eurotiomycetes; Eurotiales; Aspergillaceae
Exons: 2
Coding region: 1-786 (261 amino acids)
Source: RefSeq, a predicted model, not a curated record